UUCUUCUGCAUUACUCUCCCAUACGGCCUCUCCCUAAACCAUGAUAGUUCAAGGGUCAAUGAGCUUACCAAAGUUUGUUUUCCAAAAAUUAGUGCUAAAGCUAUACAAAUCAAUAAAACGACAAAUUUGUGCACCUACCUAACUUUGUUUAAAGAAUUAUUGCACACAUUCUGUAAAUACUAUAAACUUUAUUUCACUUUUCAAAUAUCACUGUUGUCAUUAAAAGCAUUCAUUUGCUUUAAUUUAUUUUUGUUUGUAUAUUACUAUUACACACAUUUUUAUUAUUAGACUUUUUGAAAAUAAUAUAUAUACUUGAUGACAGAGAAUGGUAACAGAAUGAAUGAGUUGCCAAAAUUCAUUUCUCAAUCCAAGAACCAUUGUUUUAACUAUUGUUCUGAAUCUACAAAUGCCUCUAUAGGUUGUUUCCUAUUCAAGAGAAAGAAAUUAACUGGGAUUCAUAUAUACUUAAGGAAGAGGAAAUCAAGCAUUUCCGUGAAGAUGUGGAGGUUAAGAAAAGACUGGUGAAGUCUUAUAAACUCAUGCUGGAUUUCUAUGGCAUUCAACUGCUUGAUGAGAAAACAGGCAAAGUAUGUUGUAUAAAAUUAAAGUGGAAAGAGCGAUUUGAGAACUUAAACAGAAACACACACAACAACCUGCGCAUCACACACAUUCUGAAGAGUCUGGGAAUUCUGGGAUUUCAGCACUACCAGGCUCCACUGGUCAAGUUCUUCCUCCAUCAGACUCUGGUGAAGAAAAGGCUUCCCAGAGUGAAGCAGAGCGCUCUAGACUACUACCUGUUCUCUGUGGUGGAUAAAAAAGAGCGGAGGAAACUGAUAAAGUAUGCUUUCCAGAAAUUCCAUCCAAGAGAGGAUUUUGUGUGGUGUCCGAAGAGGAUCCAAAAGAGAUUUCUGAAAGAGAUCAAUCAACAGAUAACAGAGGACAACGACUCUGAUCUCUCAGAGCCAGAAUCUGAUGCUGAAGCUGAAGAAAACUUCCCUGAGAACGAAGAGAACGAGGAGGCAUCAUUUUCUGACAACCAGAAAAAUGAGCAGAGGUUGGACAAAGAGCCACCAAAUAAAGAUGAUGAUGCUGAUUAAACUGUCUGAAAUGGAGCAUGGCACAGAUACACCUCAGGGUGCUAAAAAGUCAGAUCCAAAAUUAGAAUUCUUUUUUUUUGUGACCCAGAACCAAGACAUAAAAACACUAAGCUACUAAAAAAGACACAAAAAGAAGAUCUAAAAAGGUAAUGAGACAGGAUAGUAUAGUGUUAUCAAAUGAAGAUGAUGUGGAUAAAGCUGAGGAAAUGUCUAGAAUUCAGGGGGGCACAUAUUUCCAUAUCUGGAUGAUUAAAUGAAAGGUCUGAGUCAUGAAGACACAGAUAAAGAAAACAGAUCAAGCAAAUAUUGUAGCGUUCGCUGAAACUGAAACUACCAAAAGGUGACACAGAAGAAGGACAUUUUCUGGAAUAUAUGUUUGUUGUUUUCAGCAAUGUUUAGAACUGAAGCAUAAGUAAAAUCAAGCGAUUAUGGGAAUGUAAAUGUGUACAUAAUGUGUUAUAAAAAAUAUACAAAUGUAAUGAUCACUUGUUUUAUUUCUACAGUCUGUUACUGCCACAACCAGUAGAUUAUGACAUAACCAGAGAUACUGACUUAAUACUGAUUUUGAUUUAGGAGCUGCAAUCUAUUUUUAAUGGUUUAAUCUCAUCCAUCCAAGAUUUUUCCUAAAAUCUCUAAUGUAUUGAAACAACAUUGAUUUCAGGCAUGUAAUUUCUGAUUUAAUGUUAUUAAUUAUUUUAUAUGUAUUGUUUGUAUUAAACUUUACUUACAUUAAAUAUG
This is a messenger RNA of Astyanax mexicanus (Mexican tetra), 1835 nucleotides long. Its product is annotated as opioid growth factor receptor-like. The record is from RefSeq and is a predicted model, not a curated record. The coding region runs from base 540 to 1097 and encodes 185 amino acids. Lineage: Eukaryota; Metazoa; Chordata; Actinopteri; Characiformes; Acestrorhamphidae. The transcript has 3 exons. Gene Ontology annotation, cellular component: membrane. Gene Ontology annotation, molecular function: opioid growth factor receptor activity.